GGUAUUUGGAAGAUGGCUGCCGCCACUGACGAAGUUGCAUUGGAAAUUCGAAAAUUACGGAAAAAAUUGCGCCAGAUCGAAAAUUUAGAACGCUCCAACAGAAACUUGUCGGAAGAGGAAGAAGCAAAAGUGGCUAAGAAGACUGACAUACGUGAGAGGUUGCUGGGAUUUCUGGCAGAACGAGCUGAAGAAGCCCCAGAUUAUCAAGGGGAUACAACAUUAGAAUCCGAGCCACACUCCAGUUUUACAUAUACACCUGCCAAUCUCAGCCCAGUGAGAGAUUAUGGCGACACAAGUUUUACUGGACAGACUAAUGAAGAGGAAGUCCAGAUGCCCAGCAGUGAUGAAAUAGUGAAAGCUAGUCCCACAACAUCUGCAGCAAAGCGCAAAGUUUUAAGCAGUGAAACUGUUGAGGCAAAACGAGAGGAACCCAACAUUUUACCCGAAAGCAAGAAGGCAAAGACAGACACAAAAAAAAGGCCUGUCACCCCCUUUGAUGCUGAGAGGAAGUGCUGGCGUCUUGCUGAGUUCCAGGUGGACUUGCUGGAAGGUCACAGUGACCUUGUAACAUCAGUGGAUACAGAUGGAAACACUGUUGUAUCAUCAAGCCGAGAUACAACGGUGAAGGUAUGGGAUGUGAAGAGUGGCCAGGAGAAGAGAAAUCUUGGGGGUCAUACAAAUACAGUGACCAGUGUCCAGCUGUUGUCCACUCAACACUCACAGGAAUUAAGUGAAGUAUUAGAAGAUGUCCUACCUGAAGACCAGUUGGUUAUCAGCGGAAGUCUGGAUUGCUCUUUGAGAAUCUGGUCUGUCAGGACAGGAAAGACUAUACGGCGCAUCUAUACCUUUGACCCCAUUACCAAGUUACAGUAUGUUCCAGAACUAAGGCUGAUAUUCACUGGCUCAGAUGGUGGGAAAAUAUCAAUGUGGGAUAUGGGAUCAGGGGAAGCUACUCAUUCUGUGCGUGCCCACCAGGAGGCUAUAACAGGUCUAAAGUUCUGCACUAGCUACCUUUACACAGCCUCUGAAGAUGGUGUGGUCAAAGUUCACGAGGUCAGGGAGCAGUCAUUAUCGUGUGUGUUUGUUUCUGAAAAUGUCCACAAGGCAGAUGGCAGUCAUUUGUCUCUACGGACUAUUCGUGACAUUGAAGUCCGAGACAACAAAGUCUUUUACGGAGAUGAUCGAGAAAAUUUGAAAGUAUUGGAUUGGAAAACAGGCACUGUCAGUAAACUGCGAAAUAAUCUAAGCGAAUUUGGUUUUACGGACGCUGUAUGUGCUGAGGCAGACAUUCUCCUGACCUCUGCAUACGACCUUGACAAUGGGCUUGCAUUUCUCAAUGUGCGGAGUUUGGCUCAGCAAGGUGAGUACCUAGCCACAUUGUCAGACGAUGACACUGGCCGCAUCUUGUGCCUGGCUGGCCACCAGGGAGCAAACCAUCACCUCAUGAUCGUGUCUGGAGGGGUGGAGGUGAAGACCUGGACAAUGACUCCAAGGAAGGGGAUGGAGGAAGACCUGGUUCCAACUCGUUACCUGACGCGUCUGUCAAGACUUGCGGUAGACUCUGACCUGGACUCUGACUUGGACGAUGUGGAGAGUGGUGAUGAGACAGAAGGUUCAGUGUCAUCACGGCAAAGGACGAAACGGCUAAGUCUGGGAAACUUAGGACCAGGGGGUGAGCCAAGUGGAUGGACGUCAUGGUGCUCACUCAUCUAGCACUGUUGGAUGGACAUCACAGUGUUGCAUUAUU
Messenger RNA from Liolophura sinensis, 1747 nucleotides. Its product is annotated as WD repeat-containing protein wdr-5.1-like. The transcript has 12 exons. Bases 13 to 1713 code for a protein of 566 amino acids. Gene Ontology annotation, molecular function: protein binding. The record is from RefSeq and is a predicted model, not a curated record. Lineage: Eukaryota; Metazoa; Mollusca; Polyplacophora; Chitonida; Chitonidae.